Helianthus annuus (common sunflower) is the source of this 726-nucleotide messenger RNA. RefSeq lists its product as uncharacterized. Bases 1 to 726 code for a protein of 241 amino acids. The record is from RefSeq and is a predicted model, not a curated record. The transcript has a single exon. NCBI's taxonomy places the organism in Eukaryota, Viridiplantae, Streptophyta, Magnoliopsida, Asterales, Asteraceae.
AUGGGUAUCAAUGGGCUGCGAUGGAAAUGGGAGUGGAAAAGAUCGUCGAGAAACGAUGUCGAGGAGGCGAAGUGGCAACAGUUUGUAAGUAUGGUUGCGAUUCCAGUUUUAUCAGAUGGCAUAGACGAAUGGACCUGGACAAAAGACUCUUCAGGCGUGUAUAGGGUCAAAAGCAUAAAGGAGAUUCUCCAUAAUGCACGAUACACUUUGCCCCAAUAUGUUUUCAUAUGGAACGGUUGGGUCCCGAAAAAGGUUGGGUUUUUAGCAUGGCGAGCGGAGCUUGAUAGGUUGCCGACGAGAUGCGCUUUGGUCCGCAGAAACAUUAAUGUUGAGUCGCAUCUUUGUCCGUUGUGUGGUGAUGAACCGGAGUCCACUGAACAUCUUUUUCUUUCGUGCGGAUUUGUGCAGUCCGUGUGGGCGGUUAUUGCACAAUGGUGUAAGCUGCCAAACGCCUUUGUUUUCAGCAUAAGAGACAUUCUGGACAUGGACGUGCACACUCCGGGGUCCGCUAAGCUCAAGAAAGCCUUGUAUGCGGUAUGCUUGACUUCUUUAUGGUGUGUGUGGAAAGUAAGAAACGAAACAGUUUUUAACCAGGCAAGUCCAUCGGUUCAGAAGACGGUCUCAGAUAUUAAAAGUCUAAGUUUCGUAUGGGUCAAAUCUAGAUCUAAGGAAGUGUCUUUAGACUGGGAAAUAUGGAAUGGAUUCAAUCUGCACAAGAUGGGAUGA